AUGAGCUGCAAUCACACGUGUUACUGUCCUGAACCGGUGCCAGCCCAAAAGCGGUCCAUCCUGGCGGUCCUGCCACAGUCCCUCCAAACUUCUCCGUCUCUCCAUCCGCUCAUUAGAGUGUGUUUGGAACAAAGAGCCAUCUGGGCACUACUACCUGCCUGCUCCGGCGGUUUACCCACAGAGACUGCAACAUCUGUCCGCAGGAUCAAAGACACUUGUGUUUUCUCCUCAUCCCCAUCUCUCUCCUGCAUCUUCUUCACCGACUUCUCUCAGCUUGGCUUCUGUCGCCCCGAAAUCCAGCAGGAGCCUGGCAACUGGAGCGUAAACAUGGCGGCUGUCCACAGGUUGUCCGCGGCUGAGCUCACCUGCCACUAUAUUUACUCUGACAGGCGAGAUAGCAGGCUUGUUGUGGGGCAUGGCAUCCAACAGAGAGUGGCGAUGCUUAGCCCAGCUCUGAGGUGGCAAGUUCGAUCAGCUGACGAUGCCAAAGGUCGGCGGGGGGAAGCUUGUCCGUCAGCAAAGGAAGAGAAGAAGAGAGGAAGAGGAUCUCCCGAAGGCCCCCGGCGAUACCGCGGCCUCAGCGUUAUUUGUGACCAGCAGGCAAAGAUUCUGCAGCUCAAAUCCCAGUCGUCCAUAGCAGUGGUUGUGAUGAGUGAGGAGCAGAGCCUGUCACUUGACGCUGUUUCACUUCCUGCAGCACAAAGCAGAGAGCCGGACAACGUGCUUGAGCAGUUUUCCCAAUCACUAGGAUCACCUGUGACAAACCGCACCGGGCCCCGAUCGAUCCGGCACCGUCCCCGGGGCCAAAAGAAUUAA
Molecule: messenger RNA, 816 nt
Organism: Knipowitschia caucasica
Lineage: Eukaryota; Metazoa; Chordata; Actinopteri; Gobiiformes; Gobiidae
Source: the annotation of a GenBank genome assembly